AUGGUAACCCCCGCCCCACUCAACGAAGCUCCUCAAACUAACGCCUGUCGUCUCCGCCUGGACGGCUCCCGGGCCCGCAAACCUUUUGGCACUUGCCUCACGGGCGCCACAGCCGUUGCAACCCCCAAUCCGUCCCAGACCCCUACGCUAGCCGCCAACCCGGUCGGCUCAGCUGCCUUAAGCUUCCAAGCCGAGCCCCUCAGCCAAGUCGCCUCCUUCAAGGGCUGGCCAUCUGAUGCAGAUGAGCCAUCCCCUGACACUUUCUUUGCCAUCAGUUCAUCCCUCCAGCCCAACGAUGUGCAAAAUAGUAUCUUGCCCAUCCCUUCCUUCUUCGUCGGCCUCUUCGAAUGCUUCCUCAACUGGCUCUCCCUCUUCAGUCCUGUUGCUCAUCCUGACCGCUAUGAGCACCACUUUGGUAAACCAAUUGAAUGUACCAAAUGCACCAUAGGACAUGUGAACAACCCCCAAAAAAUUCACCUGAGCUUCAAAUAUGCUUUGAAAGAUAUUGAAAAUUUCCAUGACAGCCAGGGCUCGACUAGGUGCUCCACCACCCUUCCAAGCCCGUCUGCCGCUCCACCAUCUCAAGACAAGUGUGGGAGUGAUGCCCAUCCGACUCCCCUCCACCGCCUCGCAUGGCUCAUCAAUGUCUCAAGCCCAGUCCAAGAGGCGGUCAACAAUCCAGACGCGGAUUUCACCCUCUUUGCGCCGGACAAUGAUGCGCUCAUGCCUCCGUCCAAGAAGCGCCGCGACUUGAUGGGAGAAGAUAACAAGAAGGAACCCAAGAAGAAUUUCUUCCUUCAUGCCGUUGAGAUGGUCCUCAAGUACCAUGUCUCACCUGGUAGCAAGAGAAUCCACGAGAUUCUUGACAACAGCACUCUCCCAACUGAAAUCCUGAUCUUGCCCACCCUGGAUGCACCAUGCCCAAGGAAAUCAUCCUACACCUUUUCACCAAAUUAG
Molecule: messenger RNA, 957 nt
Organism: Puccinia triticina
Lineage: Eukaryota; Fungi; Basidiomycota; Pucciniomycetes; Pucciniales; Pucciniaceae
Exons: 6
Coding region: 1-957 (318 amino acids)
Source: RefSeq, a predicted model, not a curated record